UUGUCAUCCUUGUAAACCACAAUGGCUUCCAAGAUCCUGCUCUCCCUCCUCGUCCUCGCCGCAGCCUCGCCCACGGUGCUGGCAGGCUUCGACGUGAUUCAGAUGCUGGUCGACAAGCCCCAGUACGCCGGGUUCUCCAAGGUCCUGGAGCAGACCAAGGUCGCGGCGGAGGCCAACCAGCUCAAGGCGGCGUCGCUGCUGGUCGUCCCCGAGAAGACGGUCAAGUCCCUGGUGUCUCUGCCCGCUGACAAGCUGCGGCAGGCGGUGGCGAACCACGUCCUCCUCAGCUACUUCGACCCGAUCAAGCUGGACGAGAUGAAGACCCGCACGGCGCUGCUCCCCACGCUCCUCUCCAACACCGACAAGGCCCUCGGCGUCCUCAACUACUCCAAGGCUGACGACGGCCAGAUGUACUUCGGCGCCCCCGGCGCGCCCUGCGUCGCCAAGCUCGUCAAGGUCGUCGCCGCGCGCCCUUACACCGUGUCCAUCAUGGAGAUCAGCGAGCCCAUCCUGCCGCCCGGGUUCGGCAAACGCGACGCAGCGCCCGGGCGCCGCGGCAAGGGUGGCAAAGGUGGCAAGGGAAAGAUCAAGCCGGCGGGCCUUGAGGAGUCCAAGGAGGUCACAGGCAAGCCCGACGAUGCCACGAGCAAGGCAGAAAGCCCCGGAUCCGCGGCGGCUGCUCCAAGCCCCGCGUCUUAGUUUUAUCGUCAUCGCGCGCGUAGCGCCCGCCGCUGGCCGGCCGGCCGGGAUGUCUGAGCAUGUUCAACGGAGCGGCAGAAUGGAAUAGCCUAUAGAAAGCACGCGCGCCAGGUAGCUCCGCGAAACAUGACAGUUCGUCGCAUUCGUUUUCUCUCUGUUUUUUUUCCCUUUCGCUCGCUUAAUUUUCAGUUUUGUGUAACAGAGAUCUUACAUUACCGUGUACUCCACGUGACAAAACCAUCUAAAUUAUCCCAAUUCAAUAGAUAAGUCACUGUCCAUUAUGCUA
Messenger RNA from Panicum virgatum (switchgrass), 985 nucleotides. RefSeq names its product fasciclin-like arabinogalactan protein 3. The transcript has a single exon. The record is from RefSeq and is a predicted model, not a curated record. Gene Ontology annotation, cellular component: plasma membrane. Lineage: Eukaryota; Viridiplantae; Streptophyta; Magnoliopsida; Poales; Poaceae. The coding region runs from base 22 to 699 and encodes 225 amino acids.